Messenger RNA from Ylistrum balloti, 1632 nucleotides. RefSeq names its product serine/threonine-protein phosphatase 6 regulatory ankyrin repeat subunit A-like. The coding region runs from base 117 to 1319 and encodes 400 amino acids. Gene Ontology annotation, biological process: protein localization to ciliary inversin compartment. The record is from RefSeq and is a predicted model, not a curated record. NCBI's taxonomy places the organism in Eukaryota, Metazoa, Mollusca, Bivalvia, Pectinida, Pectinidae. Gene Ontology annotation, cellular component: ciliary inversin compartment. Gene Ontology annotation, molecular function: protein binding. The transcript has 10 exons.
GCUACUUCCGGUAUUUGUCGCCUCAGACUGUCUGCUUCCCCACUGAAUUCUGAUCCAUCGACCAUGUAAGAAGAUUACAAAACAUGAUCCACUUGUAGUGCUGAAAAGUAUUCAUCAUGGGGCAAGCAGCAUCCAAACAGGAGGCAUUUUGGGAAGCCUGUGGAUUCGGUCAUACAGAUAGAGUGCAGAAAUUUCUCUCGGAGGGUGACAUAGAUGUAAAUUGGGUCUCGUAUACACAUGACUGCUGUCCAAUCCAUGUAGCUUCCCAAGGAAAGCCAGCCAUUGUGCAGAUGUUGCUGGAUGCAAACUGUAAUGUAAAUGUGAAAGAUAAUAGAGGAAACCUGCCAAUUCAUCAUGCUGCCAUGAAAGGUCACUCUGAUAUCAUAGAAAGUCUGAUAGCUGCUGGUUCAGAGAUCAACACACAAGACAAGAAUGGCUGGACUCCUCUACAUUGUGCAGCUUAUUGGGGCCACCUGGAGGCUGUACGAGUAUUAGUUAAACAAGGAGCUGAUGUCAACACCAAAAACAAGGAUGAACGAACAGCACUUCACGAAACUGCUCGAUCUCAGGACUACCAUGAGGAAAGGCUUGGGGGGAUUGCUACCAUUCUGAUCGAUGCAGGUUCUGAUGUUAAUGCCAAAAGUAGUGAUUUAGGAGAGGCGGAUUUCACAGGUCUGAUGUUUGCUGCCUACCACAAUCAUCCUGAAGUGGCCUUAGCGUUCAUAAACAGUGGCUGUGAUAUAAAUGCCUUUGGAACGAAUGGCUGGACAGCACUACAUUGGGCAGUUGAUCGCAACAACGAGGAAAUGGUAUACGUUCUUCUAGAGGAGGGAGUUGACCCCACCAAACGUGCUGUGAGAGGGGAGCUGGCAUCAGAUCGUACUUCCAAGCAAGACAUCAAAGAUAUCCUCAUGAAUGCUGUUAAUAUGUUUAAUGAACUUGCACUUCUUGAAGGAAACGGAAAACCAAAGAAAACAGAUUUGGUGGAACUGCCAACAAAACAGGAGGGGAGAUGUGGAAGAGAUUUGUCAAAAACUGGAGACAAAUCUCCAGAAAAGGAGACUGUGACAGGAGAGAUUAUUAGUUCAGAGGGAAAAAGUGAUAUUUCUUCAGAUAUCACAGACAGUGACAAUGAUACCACUAACAAGGAGGACAAAAGUGCAGUAAACCCUACAAACUCUUCGGAUGUGCAAAACUGUGAAAAGAGUUCCAGUGGGAAGGGAGAUAACUCAUGCAAUCCUACAAACAUUAUGGACCCAGCAGUAGAGAAUGCUACAGAACAGACUGAUGAAUUAGAUAAAAAUCCCGAUGAUGUUUGAUAAUUUAAAAACUAGUUAGAAUUCCUCGAUGAAAUUUUGAGCAGUAUAACUGCCUGAAAGAAGGAAGUUGAAUUUUCUGUGCACAAAUUAAAGUUAGUACAGAUUAUAUCAAUUGUAUAGAUCUGGCAAACCAUGUUCUACACAUCUUUAUGUGCCCUUGUUUGAUGUAAAAUAUGAGUGUAUGUUUGAUUUUAUUCAAUAUUGCAAAAAAUUUUUGUACAGGAAUGAUCCGACACAAUCAGGAUUAUCAUAAAAAAUUUGUCCCAUACAAUGUAACCUUCAAAUGAAACUAUAAUAAAUAACAAGAAAUGUA